AUCCUCAUGGCUUUCAUGAAUCUUUUGCCCCGUCUGCGACACUUCUUCAGCUCCCUCCACCGGAGCCCUUGCUUCGGACGGAGCUGAGCAGCUGUGCUGAUCGAUGGCGGACUUGCCGGAUGUGUUGGAUGCCUUUUGUCUCCGCACUACCGAGGAUGAAGAUGACUUUUCCCCCAAACUGGCGGCCAUGCUGGAAGGACAAUGUAUGGAGUGGGAUGACUUGCCGCCAGAAUGCGACGAAGGCUGCGUGGAGUACAAGUGGCGGCUGGGUCCAGAGCAUACCCAUAGGCGGGUGGAACGUCUCGCGACUCAAAUGAAGUUCCGUUUGGCAGAAGGCGGUGGUACGGCCUACUACCUCCUGGGCGUCCGUGAUUCCGGAAACGCAGAGGGGCUGACAGCCCGAGAGCAUUCGGAAGCAGUGAGUGUGCUGAUGGCGGCUGCCGGUGCAGCUGACAGCAUCUUACUCCUGGAGGCCUUGGGCAGCUCAUCCAGAGCUCGGAAAGGAAAGCUUUGCUCGGCCUGGCGACUGGAACAGAGGCAGUCUGCUGUCAGCAAGCUGUCGAAGCAGUUACACCUCUGGGAUUCGCUGGCCGACUCCUUGCCAUACAAGCGGUGUCGAAUGGAAGCUGAAUCCUUUGACUCAAAGGACAGUGCAUGCGGGGAGCUGGAUUGCAGAGCCUUGAGGUUGGAGAGGACAGAACAACCUCGAGAGCUCUCCGUUGGCGUAGGGAGAUAGACGCCGACACCAGAUCUCGGUUUGUCUUCCACACCUGUACCUUGCCGGACCAGUUCACCUUCCUUGGUUGGCGGCGUGUCACAGGAAGAAAUCAAUGGCCGUUUGUGGUGCUUUGCAAGUGGCUUUCUUACCUACUAGCUUCUUGCUACAAGUAGCUUCUUG
Messenger RNA from Durusdinium trenchii, 898 nucleotides. Lineage: Eukaryota; Dinophyceae; Suessiales; Symbiodiniaceae. The record is from the annotation of a GenBank genome assembly.